This is a messenger RNA of Lathyrus sativus (Indian pea), 471 nucleotides long. The record is from the annotation of a GenBank genome assembly. NCBI's taxonomy places the organism in Eukaryota, Viridiplantae, Streptophyta, Magnoliopsida, Fabales, Fabaceae.
AUGGGUAAGGAACAUGUCAUUGAAGAUUCAUACAUGACUGACGAACUGGAUAGUGUAGGUGAUGAUGAAAGUUGUGAUGAAAGGCCAUGUGUAAUCAUGUUCAAUGUAGAAGAUUCUCUAAGUAAGGAUUUUGUUUUCAAUGUUGGAAUUGAGUUUUCUUCAUUAAAUCAGUUCAAAUAUGCUAUAUUAGAGCAUAAUAUUUUGAAUGGCGAUGAUGUUAGGUUUGAGAAAAAUGAUGUUAACAGAUGUAGGGUGGUAUGUAAGGACAAGACAAAAUGUAAAUAUAUAGUCUUGUGCAAUAGAGUUUUAUCCUCCGCCAUAUUUAGGAUAAAAACAUGGUUUGCAAAGCACAAAUGUGGAAGAAAAUUCUUCAACAAAAGUGCUAAAGCAGCGUGGGUUGCCAAGGUCAUUGUUGAUGGAGUAAAGAAUAACUCAAAGAUGAAGUUAAGUGAGGUGGUAGCAGAUGUUUGA